AUGAACGCCAGCGAAAUCCUGCGGAUCGUCGAUGCCAUCCACCGCGACAAGAACAUCGACAAAGAGAUCGUCUUCGAGGGCAUCGAGGCGGCCCUGGUUUCUGCUCUGAAAAAAUACCACGGCGAAGAAGCCGAGAUUGACGUCAAGAUCAAUCAGGAGGACGGCUCGGUCACCGCCGUCUGCGAGGGCGAGACCCUCGACUCCGAGGAGGUCGUCGGCCGCAUUGGCGCUCAGACCGCCAAGCAGGUGAUGAUCCAGAAGAUCCGCGAGGCGGAACGCGACGCGCUCUACGACGAGUACGAAGAGCUCAUCGGUCACAUGGUGAGCGGCGUUGUGCAACGCUACGAGGGCGCCGCAGCGACGGUUUCGCUCGGCAACGUCGAGGCGAUCCUGCCACGCAGCGAGCAAAUCCCUGGUGAGACCCACCACGCUAACGAACGCGUCCGCUGCACCGUCUACGAGGUCCGCAAGGCCGGCAGCCGGGUCAAGGUGAUCCUGAGCCGCCGCGCGCCGCAGUUGGUGCAACGGCUGUUCGAGCAGGAGAUCCCAGAGAUCUCUGACAGCGUCAUCGAGAUCAGAGCGAUGGCCCGCGAGCCCGGCUACCGUUCCAAGGUGGCGGUCAGCAGCAGCGACGCCCGCGUCGACUGCGUCGGAGCCUGCGUUGGCGUCCGCGGCAACCGAAUCAAGAAUAUCGUAGAUGAACUCUCCGGCGAACGGAUCGACAUCGUCCGCUGGGAUGAUGACCUCGAGGUGCUGAUCCCGAACGCCCUGCAGCCGGCGGAGGUCGACCAGGUGAUCCUGUGUCGGAUCCUGGGCCGCGCCAUCGUGCUCGUGCGUGAAGACAACCUGUCACUGGCGAUCGGCCGCCGGGGGCAGAACGUACGCCUGGCGAGCAAGCUGUCCGGCUGGGACAUCGAGAUCAUGACUCAGGAGGAGCUCGCCGAGUCGAUCGACCGCGCCGUCGAGGGCUUUAGCGGCAUCGAGGGGGUUACCUUCGAGCUGGCCGAGAAGUUGGUUGAAGAGGGCUUCCUCAGCUACGACGACCUUUCCAUCAUCGAGCCGGACGAUCUGAUGCAGAUGGGCGGCUUGACCGAGGAACAGGUCGACAAGAUCGUGGAGCAGGCCGAGGCCCGCGCCGAAGAGGCCGAGGCCGCCGCGGCUGCGGCACGUCGCAAGAAACACGAAGAGGAGCGGCAGGCCGAGCAGCUUGCCCAGCAGCAGGCGGCGGAGGAAGCCGCUGCGGCCGAAGCGGGCGAGUCGGAGGAUGGCGUUACGGCGGCCGAAGGCGAGCAGGACGCCGCUGGUGACGAGCCGGCCGACGCGCCGCCCGAAGAAGCAGAACAACCGGCCCCCGAAGCAGCAGAAGAUGCCUCAGAGGAGCCAAAAGAGCUAAACGUCGACAGCAAAGAGCUGGUCGAUAUCUGCACCCGCGCCGGAGUGCCGGGCAAAGGAUCUGCCCUGGCGAGCCUUACCGACGACGAGGUGUCGAAGGUCAAGCAAUUCAUGAGCGGCGCCAAAGAAGCGCCCGCCGCCAAGGGGAAGUCGGCUCCGCCGCCCCCGAUGCGUCCGCCCGAGAAACGCGGCGACGACCGGAUGAAGGUCAUCGUGACGCCCAAGGCCACUGGUCCGCGGCUCAGCUCGCGACGCGGCGAAGCCGCGCCGCUCGACGAUGAGCCAGCUGUCACGGAAGUGCCGGAGGCCGCCGAGGCCAUCGCCGAGCAGGAGUCCCCGGUCGACGCCCCGCAGGUUGAGCAGCCCGCCGCCGAGGUCCAAGACGACGCUGUCGUCGAGCAGCAGGAGGCCGCAAGCCAGGAGGCCGAAGCCGCCGCAGCCGAGCACCGCGAGAAGCUCGCCAAGCCGGGCCCGCUGGCCCGCAUGGUGCGCAAAGAGGAUUACAUCGGUCCGGCCAACGCCGGCACCGGGAAAAUGCCGGUGGUGGGCGCCGGAUCCGACCAACGCAAGGGCGGCGCCAAGAAGCCGGCCGAGGUGAAGGCCCGCCCCGCGGUCCGCCUGGCCGCGGUGCCCGCCAAGACCCAGCCGAAGAAGGUCGAGAAGCCGAAGGAAGAGACCAAGGCUCAGAAGCCGGUCAUGACGCUGCCGACGGAGGUGCUCGGCGCCAACAAGCUGGGCAGCAAGCCUCUCGCUCAGCACCUGCGUCGCGCCGAACGCACACUGGAGGCCGAGCAGAUCCGCGAGCGGGCCGGCGGUGGCAAGUCGAAGGAGAUGGUUGACGAUGAUGGCCGCCGCAAGUCGGGCCGCCCGAUGUUGGGUGGCCGCGAGGCGCGCCAGCUCAACCGCGACCGGGGCGGCUCACGCCGCCAGCGCCCCGGACUCGGGCGGCGUGUCCGCCGCAGCCGCCGCUCGGGCGUCAACACUGCCGCGCCGCGGAAGGGUCGCAUCGAGGUCCAGCUGCCGUGCACCGUGAGGGACCUUUCCGAGUCGGCCGGUGUGCCCGCUCGGGACAUCCAGCGGAUCCUCAUGGAAGAGGGUGUGAUGGCCACCAUCAACACGCCCAUGGACCCGGACCUGACGGAGUUCGUGGCGGCCGAACUCGGCCUGGACGUCGACUUCCUGCAGCCGGAAACCCUGGAAGACAAGGUCCUCCGCCGGCUCGACGAGAUGGAAGAUCCCGAGGGCGACCUGGUGGACCGUCCGCCGGUAAUCACCUUCUUGGGGCACGUCGACCACGGCAAGACGUCGCUGCUCGACAAGAUGAUCGGGAUCGAUGUCGCGAGUGGAGAGAGCGGCGGCAUCACCCAGCACAUCCGCGCCUACCAGAUCGACAAGGACGGCAAGCCGAUCUCGUUCGUUGACACGCCGGGCCACGAGGCGUUCACCGCCAUGCGGGCCCGCGGCGCCAACGUGACCGAUAUCGCAGUCAUCGUGGUCGCCGCCGACGACGGCGUUAUGCCACAGACCGAGGAGGCGAUCAGCCACGCCCGCGCCGCCGAGGUUCCGAUCAUCGUCGCGCUCAAUAAGAUGGACCUGCCCGGCGCCGACCCGAUGAAGGCGAUGACCGGCCUGAGCCAGAACGGGCUGCAGCCCAGCGAGUGGGGCGGCGAUGUGGAGGUCGUGAAGACCAGCGCCGCUACCGGCGAGGGCAUGGACGAGCUCCUCGACACCAUCCUUACCGUCGCCGAGCUGCACGAGUACAAGGCCAACCCCAAUCGCGCGGCGAUCGGCGUCUGCCUCGAGGCGACCCAGGACGCGGACCAGGGCGUCCUGUCGAAGGUCAUCGUCGAGACCGGCACCCUCCGCGUGGGCGACAUCGUCGUCUGCGGCGACGCCUACGGCCGCGUGCGGUCCAUGACCGAUACUCUGGACAAGAGCCGGCGGCUCGAAGAGGCCGGCCCCACUGUUCCGGUCAACCUGGCUGGCUUCGACAUCGCUCCGCCCGCCGGCGAACGCUUCUACGUGCUGGACGACAUCUCUCAGGCACGCGAGAUCGCCGAGACCCGGGCGCACCAAACCCGCUCGGAGUUCCUCGGCGCCACGGGCUACCAGCACGUCACGCUCGAGACCCUCUUCGACCGUCUCGACGGCGUCGAGGAGGUGCAGACGCUCAACCUCAUCCUGCGGGCCGACGUCCGCGGCUCGAUCGAGGCAAUCCAGAAAGAGCUGGCGAAGCUCGAGCACCCAGAGGUGCGUCUGCGGAUCUUGCAGGCCAGCGUCGGCGGCGUCACUGCCGCGGACAUCCAUCUGGCCGACGCCUCGGACGCCAUCAUCAUCGCGUUCAACGUCGUCCCGGAGGAGUCCGCCCGCUCGCUCGCCGAACAGUCGGGCGUCCAGGUCCGCCGUUACGACAUCAUCUACAAGAUCACCGACGAGCUGCGGGCCGCGAUGGAGGGCAUGCUCCGUCCGGAGAAGAUGGAAGUCUCGCUUGGCCGGGCCCUCAUCCAGCAGGUGUUCAAGAUCAGCCGUAUCGGCGCGGUCGCCGGCUGCCGCGUGAUCCAGGGCGUUGUCGAACGCAACGCCCGGGCCCGCGUUAUCCGCGACAGCACAAUCAUCGGCGACUACCCGAUCGACACGCUCAAGCGGGAGAAGGACGACGCCAAGGAGGUGCGGGAGGGCUACGAGUGCGGCAUCAAACUGGCCGGAUUCAACGACAUCAAAGAGGCCGACCUGCUUGAGUUCUACAAGGUGGAGGAGAUCGCCAGGAGCUUCGACGACUGA
This is a messenger RNA of Symbiodinium pilosum, 4173 nucleotides long. The record is from the annotation of a GenBank genome assembly. NCBI's taxonomy places the organism in Eukaryota, Dinophyceae, Suessiales, Symbiodiniaceae.